Molecule: messenger RNA, 892 nt
Organism: Macrobrachium nipponense
Lineage: Eukaryota; Metazoa; Arthropoda; Malacostraca; Decapoda; Palaemonidae
Product: adhesive plaque matrix protein-like
Cellular component (GO): extracellular matrix
Source: RefSeq, a predicted model, not a curated record
AUGCCGAAGACUGAAAAAUUACGGAUUAAGGUGAUUCUAUUGUUGUGCGUCGCUGCAGCCGCUCUGGCCGACCAACCCCCUCCCCCCCACUACCCACCCCACCUGAAUCCCCCACCAGAAUACCCCCGCCCCGCAUAUCCCCCACCCCCUCCACCUUCCUAUCACAAGCCGGCACCCUACAAGGCGGAACCCGAGUACCCUGACGUUCCUCCCAAGUACACCUACAACUACGGCGUCGCCGACGGCUACUCGGGCGCCACCUACGGUCACAACGAGGCUCGCGACGGUUACAAGACGGAGGGCAGCUACACCGUCGACCUCCCCGACGGACGAAAGCAGACGGUCACCUACGUCGAUAACGGAGACGGACUCAUCGCAGAGGUCACCUACGAGGGCGAGGCUACCUACCCGGAGCACAAGCCCGCUUACCCUGCUCCCCCAAAAUACCCACCCACUCCCAAAUACCCACCUCCUCCUCCUCCCCCACCCCCUCCAGCAUACGAGGCUUAAAUUCUGCUCGUCUUGUUUUUUGUAGGACUUGAGUCCUUAUGUGAUUUGUAUGAUUCCUUCAAGGUCUAGGUCCUAUGUGAUUUGUAUUCCUAUGUCAUUUAUAUGAGUCCUUAAAGGCCUGGGUCCUAUAUGAUUCUACAUGUCCUUAAAGCCCUAGGUCCUGUGCGAUUUCUAUAAGCCCUAUGUUACCUAUGGACUAGGAAAUCUACAAGUCCUAUGAUGUUUAAGUGAAUCGGCGUUCUAUGCUAAUUUCUCUGGUUAUUUAUUCUUGUCGCUCUCUUAACUUACAUAACAACUUAAAGAUAUAUAUUUUUGUAUCGGUAUGUUUUGUUCCAGUAUAUAGCGUGCCAUAUGAAAUGGAAUAAAUGUAUUUUCUUCUAAA